AUGUACGACUCAGGAAACAUUCCCAAAGGUGCGUUCUUGUUACCCCUCACUCUGUUUCUCAUCGUGCUAAUCCUUCCUCUCCUCAGAAACUUCAUGCAACCAUCUCCAAACACUUAUGCCACCACCCACUUGGAAACCAAUGAGACAAAAGAAUGCAACAUUUUUUCCGGAAAUUGGGUCCCUCAUCCCAAACAACCCUACUACACAAAUCAGACCUGCCCUUUCAUACUCGACCAGCUUAAUUGCAUCAAGAAUGGAAGACCCGACAGAGAUUUCCUCAAAUUAAGGUGGAAACCUCAUGAUUGUGAGCUGCCACUGUUUGAUGCAACACAGUUCCUGGAGCUAGUACGAGGAAAGUCUAUGGCCUUUGUGGGAGACUCAAUGGGGAGAAAUCAACUAGAGUCUUUACUGUGCCUAUUAAAUACUGUUGCACAUCCUGAGGAUAUUACAGCGAAACAUACAUCAUAUGAUGACAUAUUUUUCAGAUGGUGGUUCGUGGCUGAUUACAAUUUCACUGUCACAACACUGUGGUCUCCCUUUUUAGUCAAGUUCAAUGACUCCGAUCCCAGUGGUCGAGCUUACUACAGCGCCACCAAGCUUUAUCUGGACGAGGCAGACGAAGCAUGGAGCAGCAAAAUCAAGAACUUUGACUAUGUGGUUUUCUCAACAGGACAAUGGUUCUUCCGGCCAUUAACAUUCUACGAAAAAGGGCAAGUUGUGGGGUGUCAAAAGUGCCAGAACUCGACAGAGCUGAACUUCUACGGUUACAAGAAGGCUUUCCAAACAGCUUUUAGAACACUCAGAAACGUUGAAGGGUUCAAAGGGGUGGCGUUUUUGGUGAGUCACUCACCGGAGCACUUUGAGAAUGGGGCGUGGAACGAGGGAGGGAGUUGUAACAGGACAAAGCCAUUUAGCUUGGAAGAAAGAGGGGUGUAUGAAAGUGGAGACAUUGUGGAGGCCUUGCAUGAGAUACAAGUAGAGGAGUUUAAUGCAGCAAGAGAAAAGGGUUUGAGGUUUGGUUUGAUAGAUAUAACUGAUGCAAUGGCUAUGAGGGCUGAUGGUCACCCCAGUAGGUUUAAGCCAGGCAAUAAGAAGGUGAAUGACUGUGUACACUGGUGCUUGCCAGGUGCUGUUGACACUUGGAAUGAGUUUUUGUUGUAUUUGAUGAAAUUUGAAGUUGAAAAGCAUAAUAACAUGUUAACCACUCCCAAAGGUGUGUUCCUAUUACCCCUCACUCUGCUUGUUAUUGUGCUACUCCUUCCCCUUUUCAAAAACUUAAUUCAACCAUCUUUUGAAAUACACACCAGUGGCUUGGAAACCAAAGAAACAAGAAUAUGCAACAUAUUUUCUGGAAAUUGGACUCCUUAUCCCGAAGAACCUUACUACAGUAAUGAAACCUGCCCUUUCAGAACUGACAAGCAGAACUGCUUCAUGCACGGAAGACCCGACAGAGACUUCCUCAGAUGGAGAUGGAAACCCCGUGAAUGUGAGCUUCCUCUAUUUGAUGCAUCUCAUUUCUUGAGACUUGUAAGGGGAAAGUCCAUGGCUUUUGUUGGUGACUCAAUUGGGAGAAAUCAAGCGGAGUCCUUGCUGUGCCUCAUAAACAACGUAAUGAAAUCCGUUGAGGCUGAUCCGAAAGCUAGUUCUUUCUACAGAGCCACGAAGCUUUAUCUAGAUGAGGCAGAUAAAGCAUGGACUAGUAAAAUUGAAAAUUUUGACUUUUUGAUUUUCUCCACUGGACAGUGGUUCUUCCGUCCAAUGAUGUUUUAUGAAAAUGGGGAAUUUGUUGGAUGUCAGAGAUGCGAGAAGAACAUGACAGAGCUUAACUUGUAUGGAUACAGGAGGGCAUUCCGAACGGCUUUCAGAACUGUCAGAGAUCUUAAUGCCUUCAAGGGGUUGACUUUCUUGGUGACUCACUCUCCGGAACACUUUGAGAAUGGGUUGUGGAAUGAGGGUGGAACUUGUAACAGAACAAAGCCCUUUAAGAUGGAAGAAAGAGGGGCGUACAGAAAUGGGGAUAUUUUGGAGACAUUGAAAGAGAUACAAGUGGAGGAGUUUGAUGUAGCAGAAAAGGAAGCCACGAAAAAAGGGUUUGCGCUUUGGUUUGAUAGAUAUAUCUGA
Molecule: messenger RNA, 2121 nt
Organism: Sphenostylis stenocarpa
Lineage: Eukaryota; Viridiplantae; Streptophyta; Magnoliopsida; Fabales; Fabaceae
Source: the annotation of a GenBank genome assembly